AAAAGAAGGAAUUGAUGUAACACUGAAUAUGGACACUUGGUGGCGCUGCAGGCUAAGCGUGAGAAUGAUAGAAUCUUCAGAUGUCCAAGACACCAUUAAGCUAGCUAGAAAGCAGAACCCUGUCUGCUCCUAGAAGAAGGCAUCCAAGGAAAAUCUAGGAGGGGGGCAAGAUCUCCGGAGAUUAAGGACCUCAUUAAGUCAGACUGAAAUUGAGGUUGUUUUACAAACUAUUUGUGUGGAUUGCAACCAACUUGAAACUGCACACUCUGGGCUGUGUCUGAACAAUGGAGACAGCGCUAUUGAAAGCUACAUCGAAAAGGCAAGUGGUUUUUCUUGCUAUGCACUUGCUUUUGUGGGCGGCUGGCUCUGAGGCAAUUAGAUAUUCCAUGCCAGAAGAAACAGAAAGCAGCUACUUGGUGGCUAACCUAGCAAAAGAUCUGGGGCUCAAGGUGGGGGAACUGGCCACUCGAGGAGCACAAAUCCAUCACAAAGGAAACAAAGAGCUCUUGCAGCUCGAUGUAAAAACAGGCAAUUUGCUUCUGUAUGAAAAACUAGACCGGGAGGUGCUGUGCGGGGUGACAGAACCCUGUGUGUUGCAUUUCCAGCUACUACUGGAAAACCCUGUGCAGUUUUUCCAAACCGAUCUGCAACUCACAGACAUAAACGACCAUUCUCCAGCGUUCCAAGAUGUAGAAAUGCUCCUAAAAAUCCCUGAGAGCGCCCAGCCAGGGACUGUGUUUCCUCUAAAAACAGCUCAGGACUUAGACAUAGGGAGCAACGCUGUUCAGAACUACACCAUCAGCCCCAACCUCAAUUUCCAUGUUGUCACUCAAAAUCGCGGAGAUGGCAGGAAAUACCCGGAGCUGGUGCUGGACAGAGCUCUGGAUAGGGAGGAGCAGCCUGAGCUUAGCUUAACCCUCACUGCGCUGGAUGGAGGGGCUCCGCCCAGGUCUGGAACCACCACAGUUCGCAUUGAAGUCGUGGACAUCAAUGACAACGCCCCACAGUUUGUACAGCCUCUCUAUGAGGUGCAGGUUCCUGAGAACAGCCCACUGGAUUCCUUAGUUGUCACUGUCUCUGCCAGAGAUUUAGAUGCUGGGACUUAUGGAAGUGUAGCCUACUCUCUAUUUCAAGGUGAUGGAGCUUCUCAACCAUUUGUAAUAGACGAAAUCAGAGGAGAAAUUCGUCUGAAACAGACAUUGGAUUUUGAGACAACUCAAUAUUAUAACAUGGAAAUUAUAGCCUCUGACAGUGGUGGCUUUUCCGGAAAAUGCAAUGUGGCUGUAGAAGUGAUGGAUGUGAAUGACAAUUCCCCAGAACUGACCAUCAGGACACUCACAAGCUCUGUCCCAGAAAAUGCUCUUGAAACUGUAGUUGCUGUUUUCAGUGUUUCUGAUCCAGAUUCCGGGGACAAUGGAAAGAUGGUUUGCUCUAUUCAGAACGAUCUCCCAUUCCUGUUGAAACCUACACUGAAGAACUUUUACACCUUAGUAACAGAUGGGCCAUUAGACAGAGAGAGCAGAGCCGAAUACAACAUCACCAUCACAGUCACCGACCUGGGCACACCCAGGCUGAAAACCCAGCACAACAUCACUGUGCAAGUCUCCGACGUCAACGACAACGCCCCCGCCUUCAGCCAAGCCUCCUACACCAUGUACGUCCCCGAGAACAACAGCCCCGCCCUGCACAUAGGCACAGUCAGAGCCACAGACUCAGACUCAGGCGCCAACGCCCAGCUCACCUACUCGCUGCUGCCGCCCCACGACCCGCACCUGGCCCUCGCCUCGCUGGUGUCCAUCAACGCCGACAACGGGCAGCUGUUCGCCCUCAGGGCGCUGGACUACGAGGCCCUGCAGGCCUUCGAGUUCCGCGUGGGCGCCGCAGACCGAGGCUCGCCCGCGCUCAGCAGCCAGGCGCUGGUGCGCGUGCUGGUGCUGGACGCCAACGACAACGCGCCCUUCGUGCUCUACCCGCUGCAGAACGCCUCUGCGCCCUGCACCGAGCUGCUGCCCAGGGCGGCCGAGCCGGGCUACCUGCUCACCAAGGUGGUGGCGGUCGACCGCGACUCGGGCCAGAACGCCUGGCUGUCGUUCCAGCUGCUCAAGGCCACCGAGCCAGGCCUGUUCGGAGUCUGGCCGCACAAUGGCGAGGUGCGCACCGCCAGGCUGCUGAGCGAGCGCGACGCGCCCAGGCACAGGCUGCUGCUGCUGGUCAAGGACAAUGGCGAGCCGCCGCAGUCGGCCAGCGUCACGCUGCACGUGCUGCUGGUGGAUGGCUUCUCGCAGCCCUACCUGCCGCCGCCCGAAGUGGCGCGCCAGCCCGCGCAGCCCGACGCGCUCACGCUCUACCUGGUCAUCGCCUUGGCCUCGGUGUCUUCGCUCUUCCUCUUCUCGCUGCUGCUCUUCGUGGCCCUCAGGCUGUGCAGGAGGACCAGGCCGGCCUCUCUGCCUGGCGGCUCUGUGCCUGAGGGCCGCUUUCUGGGACAGCUGCUGGACGUCAGCGGGGCAGGGACCCUGUCCCACAGCUACCAGUAUGAGGUGUGUCUGGCGGGAGACUCUGGCGCUGAGAAUCCUGACAAUACAGCCUAAAAUAUACUUCAUAUGGAAAUACAAAUGGCAACAAUAAAGAAAUAAAAAAAUGUGCAAAACUGAAGACAUCACACCAAUGGCAUGAUCCAUGGAAGAAAAAAUAUAUAGAUGAUUAAAAUCAAGUUUUUCUGCGCUGCAAAAAUCUAACAGAAUGAAAAGACAUGUCACAAACUAGGAGAUCACAUUUUCAAAAGACAUUUGAUAAAGGACACUUAUUUAAAAAGACAAAAAUUGUUAAAACUCAUUAAAAAAUCCCAUUUAAAAUGAGGCACAGACUCUACUAAACACUACAUUCGGGUGGCAAAUGAGCACGUGGAAGAUGUUCCACAUCAUAUGCCAUUAUGAAAAUGCAAGUUCAAAUAACAAUGAGAUGCCUCUACCCGACCAACAGGUAAAAGAGCCAAACUCCAGCACCAAAUGUUAAAGAAGUCAAGGAGCACCAGGAACUCUCAUUCAUUAAUAUGGAAAUUAAAAAUGAAGGUGCCAGGCUAGGUGUGGUGGCGCAUGCCUUUAAUCCC
Molecule: messenger RNA, 3106 nt
Organism: Nannospalax galili (Upper Galilee mountains blind mole rat)
Lineage: Eukaryota; Metazoa; Chordata; Mammalia; Rodentia; Spalacidae
Product: protocadherin beta-5-like
Exons: 2
Coding region: 285-2588 (767 amino acids)
Biological process (GO): homophilic cell-cell adhesion
Cellular component (GO): plasma membrane
Molecular function (GO): calcium ion binding
Source: RefSeq, a predicted model, not a curated record